This is a messenger RNA of Xenopus tropicalis (tropical clawed frog), 1939 nucleotides long. RefSeq names its product G protein-coupled receptor 88 (gene gpr88). Lineage: Eukaryota; Metazoa; Chordata; Amphibia; Anura; Pipidae. Gene Ontology annotation, molecular function: G protein-coupled receptor activity. Bases 604 to 1608 code for a protein of 334 amino acids. Gene Ontology annotation, biological process: detection of visible light; signal transduction; G protein-coupled receptor signaling pathway. The transcript has a single exon. The record is from RefSeq and is a predicted model, not a curated record. Gene Ontology annotation, cellular component: membrane.
GAUAAUUGGUGGUGGCCAUUUCAUCAUUUUUAUACACAGAUCGGUUUGUUAUGUGCAAAUUUUGAAAGGUUCACAGAGAAUGUUUCUAUAGUAAAGCAGUGUCCUUGUGCUCUGGAGAUCUAUGUUCUAGUCCAUUCUGAUCCUGAAUUGGCUGAAUUCAAUUUAAAGCAUGCACUACUGAUAUUACCUGCAGCUAAAAGCCUUUUUCCUCUUUGGAGCACAAUGGGAAGUAUAAGAUACAGAGACUUUGUUAUGUUUAAAGUCAUUUUGAGGAAUAUUUAUGCUCUCCAUAUCAUGGUUUAUACAGAUAAGAACAUAAAGAUCAUAUAGCUUUUCUGUAUCCUCCUUCCCUUUUAGAACCUGCUGAACACAAUUACUGUUAUUUUUCCAAGUAUAAUGUAUUGUUACAUUCACGAAAACUGAGAUGAGAGAGAGAAUAGGAGUCCUGUCAGUGCUGUGUCAUCUCCACCCACCCUCUUAAUCUCAUAUUCGCUUUCUUUCUUUCUGACUGCUCCACUCUCUUGCUUCCUCGCACACACACAUAUUAACUCUCUACUGUUUACCUUUUCUUUAUUUGGAGAUGGUGCUUACAUUCUGGACAAGAUGACCAAUAUCACGUCCCCUUCAUCUUCCCACUGCCAGGGUCAUGUAGGUACAAAAGUGCUGGUGACCACAGUAUACUCCUUGUUUUCUGUAUCUGGCACUUUGGCUAAUGUCCUGGUCAUUUAUCUGGUCUGCUCUUUCAAGAAACUUAAGACAACUAGUAAUGCCUUCAUUGUGAAUGGUUGUGUUUCUGAUCUUCUAGUCUGUGCUUUCUGGAUGCCACAGGAAGUCAUUUUGCUUUCAACAGGUCGGGUUGAGAACCACGCUUACAGAGUCUUCAUGGAGGGUGUAUUUUUCCUUUGGAUGACUGUCUCCCUUCUCUCCCAUGCUCUCAUUGCUCUGAAUCGGUUUGUGAUGAUCACCAAACUGCCUACUGUUUACCACACAGUCUAUCAAAAGCGCAAUACAGAGUGGAUGAUCGCCAUGGCUUGGGUGCUACCACUGGCUUUUCUUCUCCCUUGGCUAUUUGGUCAGAGGCCCCGUGAGAUUUCACUCUCAUGUCCACAGCUACGACUCUAUGUGUUUUUGGGGCAAGAGGUUUCAGUUUCCAGUACCUACACAGCUAUUCUCUCUGCUGUCACUGUGUUGAGCCAGACAGCCAUUGUCCUUCACUGUUAUUUUCGUAUCUUUAGGAAAGUUCAGAUCAGUUUGAAGAGGGUAAGUGUCCUUAAUUUCCAAGUAGUGCACAACCUACCCUGCUCCUGCCCUCGUAAGGACAAACGAUUGGGUCUGUAUGUAUUGAUUGUAUGUUGCGUGUUUGCACUCACCACAGAGCCUUUUGCUUGGACAGUCCUGUAUGGCCUCUUCCAGCCCCUGCCCAGAACUUUGAUAACAGGAAGCUGGCUUCUGUUCUGCCUUCUUUUUGUGCUCAAUCCUUUCAUUUACACCUGGAAGAAUGAAGAGUUCAGACGAUCCUUUAGAGCUAUUGUAGGGGGUGAACUAUGGAAAAAUACAGCCAUCGCUGCUGAUCCAGCUGUUCAGACCAUUUCUCAAAAUGAACCAUAAGUGAAAUUCAUGCAACAGUUAGUUCUCUUAUCCUCUGCAUCUCAAAGCCACUAGACAGUAUCUCAAGGGAGCCUUUCCCUCGGAAAUCGAAGCAGAUUUUUGACUCUGUGUUGUGCUCAGGCUCUUCACUUUUGUAUUGAUGGUUUCCAUGGAAACCUUCUACAUGCAGCAUCCCCAUCUCCACAGGCUAGAAAAACGAGACCAUUGCUGUGAUCUGUAAAUGAUGCGACAAACAGCCGUAUAUGCACACAGAAAUGUACAGUGUAUUCAUUGGUACCAGGACACAUUUUGUACAGAAGUGACUGGAGUUAUAUUUGCAUCUAUUUUUAAA